CUGGACUCACGCACAGUCAUGGGGGAUCUGGGAUGGAUAGCCUACCCGAAAAAUGGGUGGGAAGAAAUUGGUGAGGUGGAUGAAAAUUAUGCUCCAAUACACACAUAUCAAGUGUGCAAAGUAAUGGAACAGAAUCAGAACAACUGGCUGCUGACUAGCUGGAUCUCCAAUGAAGGAGCCUCCCGGAUCUUCAUUGAACUCAAGUUCACUCUGAGGGACUGUAACAGUCUUCCAGGAGGACUCGGGACUUGCAAAGAGACUUUCAAUGUGUAUUACUUUGAAUCGGACGACGCAGAUGGAAGGAACGUCAAAGAAAACCAGUACAUCAAGAUCGACACCAUUGCCGCGGAUGAGAGCUUCACAGAGCUCGACCUUGGAGACCGAGUCAUGAAACUGAACACCGAGGUCAGAGAUGUUGGGCCUCUGACCAAAAAGGGAUUUUACUUGGCUUUCCAGGAUGUAGGUGCCUGCAUCGCCCUGGUGUCCGUGCGAGUGUAUUACAAAAAGUGCCCUGCCGUUAUACGUAACCUGGCCCUCUUUCCCGACACCAUCACUGGGGCAGAUUCCUCCCAGCUGCUGGAAGUGUCGGGCUCCUGUGUGAACCACUCUGUGACCGAUGAGCCUCCAAAGAUGCACUGCAGUGCAGAAGGGGAAUGGCUGGUGCCCAUUGGAAAAUGCAUGUGUAAGGCAGGGUACGAGGAGAAGAACAGGACCUGUCAAGUCUGCAGACCUGGAUUCUUCAAGGCCUCUCCCCAGAGCCCAUCCUGCAGUAAGUGCCCCCCUCACAGCUACACGCACGAGGAAGCGUCCACCUCCUGUCUGUGUGAAGAACACUAUUUCAGAAGGGAGUCGGACCCACCUACAAUGGCCUGUACAAGACCCCCCUCAGCUCCUCGGAAUGCCAUCUCAAAUGUUAACGAGACUAGUGUCUUCCUGGAAUGGAUUCCCCCGGCUGACACCGGUGGAAGGAAAGAUGUGUCUUAUUAUAUUGCAUGCAAGAAGUGCAGCUCCCACUCGGGGCUGUGUGAGGCGUGUGGCAGUCAUGUCAGGUACCUCCCCCAGCAAAUCGGCCUGAAAAACACCUCUGUCAUGAUGGUGGACCUGCUUGCUCAUACAAACUAUACCUUUGAAAUUGAGGCAGUGAACGGAGUGUCCGACCAGAGCCCUGCAGCGCGGCAGUAUGUGUCUGUAAAUGUAACCACAAAUCAGGCAGCACCUUCUCCAAUCAGUAUUGUGAAAAAAGGAAAGAUAGCUAAAAAUAGCAUCUCCCUUUCCUGGCAGGAGCCGGAUCGACCCAACGGCAUCAUCCUGGAGUAUGAAAUCAAAUAUUUUGAAAAGGAUCAAGAGACCAGCUACACCAUCAUCAAAUCGAAAGAGACGAAGAUCACGGUGGAUGGCUUGAAACCAGCGUCAACAUAUAUCUUCCAAAUCCGAGCGCGCACGGCAGCAGGGUAUGGUGGCUUCAGUCGAAGAUUUGAGUUUGAAACCAGCCCAGUGUCAGUAGCUGCAUCCAGUGAUCAGAGCCAGAUUCCUAUAAUUGCUGUGUCAGUAACAGUGGGAGUUAUCCUGUUGGCGGUUGUUAUUGGUUUCCUUCUCAGUGGAAGUUGCUGCGAUCAUGGCUGUGGGUGGGCUUCUUCCCUGCGUGCUGUUGCGUAUCCAAGCCUAAUAUGGCGAUGUGGAUACAGCAAAGCUAAACAAGAUCCAGAAGAAGAAAAGAUGCACUUUCAUAACGGCCACAUUAAAUUGCCCGGAGUAAGGACUUAUAUUGACCCACAUACCUAUGAAGACCCCAAUCAAGCCGUCCAUGAAUUUGCCAAGGAAAUUGAAGCUUCAUGCAUAACAAUUGAAAGAGUUAUCGGAGCCGGUGAAUUUGGGGAAGUUUGUAGUGGGCGUCUGAAACUGCCUGGAAAACGCGAGUUUCCAGUGGCCAUAAAAACCCUCAAAGUGGGCUACACUGAAAAGCAAAGACGAGAUUUCCUGGGGGAAGCAAGCAUCAUGGGACAGUUUGACCAUCCCAAUAUCAUUCACUUGGAAGGUGUUGUCACAAAAAGUAAGCCAGUAAUGAUAGUGACAGAGUACAUGGAAAAUGGCUCUCUCGACACAUUUUUAAAGAAGAACGAUGGGCAGUUCACUGUCAUUCAGCUGGUUGGGAUGCUGAGAGGCAUUGCGUCAGGCAUGAAGUACCUGUCAGACAUGGGUUAUGUACAUAGAGACCUUGCUGCCAGAAACAUCCUCAUCAACAGCAAUUUAGUGUGCAAAGUGUCUGACUUCGGACUGUCCAGAGUCCUAGAAGAUGACCCUGAAGCAGCGUACACAACAAGGGGAGGGAAGAUCCCAAUCAGAUGGACAGCCCCAGAAGCCAUCGCCUUCCGCAAAUUCACCUCGGCCAGCGACGUCUGGAGCUAUGGGAUAGUGAUGUGGGAAGUAGUGUCUUAUGGAGAGAGGCCCUACUGGGAGAUGACCAAUCAAGAUGUGAUAAAAGCUGUGGAGGAGGGUUACCGUUUGCCAAGUCCCAUGGACUGCCCGGCUGCUCUUUACCAGCUAAUGCUCGACUGCUGGCAGAAAGAUCGGAACAGCAGGCCCAAGUUUGACGAAAUUGUCAGCAUGUUGGACAAGCUCAUCCGUAACCCGAGCAGCUUGAAGACACUGGUUAAUGCAUCGAGCAGAGUGUCAAAUUUAUUAGUAGAACAUAGCCCCUUGGGAAGUGGCGCCUACAGAUCCGUAGGUGAAUGGCUGGAAGCCAUCAAAAUGGGACGGUACACAGAGAUCUUCAUGGAAAAUGGAUACAGUUCAAUGGAUGCCGUGGCUCAGGUGACCUUGGAUUCUAAUUCUUGCAAAGGGAUGAAUCACCUUGUGAAAGGUGGAGCCUCACCCACCAGCCCCUGUUUCCAUAUGGAUAUCAGACUUGAAGGAAGCUGUGCGGAUUGGAGAAGGCCUGCUCUUUAA
Emys orbicularis (European pond turtle) is the source of this 2946-nucleotide messenger RNA. It is a transcript of the gene EPHA5, whose product is annotated as EPH receptor A5. Lineage: Eukaryota; Metazoa; Chordata; Testudines; Emydidae. Gene Ontology annotation, biological process: axon guidance; protein phosphorylation; ephrin receptor signaling pathway. Gene Ontology annotation, cellular component: dendrite; plasma membrane. Gene Ontology annotation, molecular function: protein binding; transmembrane-ephrin receptor activity; ATP binding. The transcript has 17 exons. The coding region runs from base 19 to 2946 and encodes 975 amino acids. The record is from RefSeq and is a predicted model, not a curated record.